GUAAUCAGCGCUCACCCCCCGUAUUUUAAGAAGUUGGUUUGUUCCGAUGUUUUGUACGGAGGCUACAACAUCACCAGGAAGUGAAGGGCGGUGGUUGAGAAACGAAGCAGCGACAUUUUAGCCAAAAGUUAUCUGGUUUUGUGAGAAAGAAAAGCCUUCAAAAUGUCUAGCAAAAGGGCUAAGGGAAAGACCACCAAGAAGCGCCCUCAGCGCGCCACGUCCAAUGUCUUCGCCAUGUUUGACCAGUCCCAAAUUCAGGAAUUUAAGGAGGCCUUCAACAUGAUUGACCAGAACCGAGAUGGGUUUGUAGACAAGGAGGACCUUCACGACAUGCUUGCCUCGUUGGGGAAAAAUCCAAGCGAUGACUACCUGGAGGCCAUGAUGACGGAGGCUCCUGGACCAAUCAACUUCACCAUGUUUCUAACCAUGUUUGGAGAGAAGCUCAAUGGCACAGACCCUGAGGAUGUGAUAAGAAAUGCGUUUGCUUGCUUCGAUGAGGAGGGAACAGGUUUCAUUCAGGAGGAUUAUCUCAGAGAGCUGCUCACAACAAUGGGUGACCGGUUUACAGAUGAGGAGGUAGAUGAGCUCUUCAGGGAAGCCCCCAUUGACAAGAAGAAUAACUUCAACUACGUGGAGUUCACACGCAUCCUAAAGCAUGGUGCCAAGGAUAAGGAUGAUUAAAGAACCCACCCUGAGUAAUCCUACGAUCUCCCACCACCUUCACUCAGCCAUUAGCUAGAUCACCGUGCUGCAUGUCUCAGCUUUUUUGACGAGACCCGAUUUUUAAAUGAACCAAAGCAAUAAAUAUCCAUACUUUGCUGUGAACUUGUGGUUUUGCCAAAUGAGUUUUUCAUAUCUCAUGUAUAAAUGUAAAGUGGCAGGACUUUUGAAGCUUCAGUGGAUAGGACUCUGCAGUUGGUGAUCGUGUCUAGCUGAAUUUUCACAUUUUAUAAUAUAAAACUUUUUAAAUAAAUCCCCUUAUCAGUCUGUAUUUUGCUGACUGUUUACCAUACAUAAAUGACACAUUUUAAAAAAA
Molecule: messenger RNA, 1036 nt
Organism: Austrofundulus limnaeus
Lineage: Eukaryota; Metazoa; Chordata; Actinopteri; Cyprinodontiformes; Rivulidae
Product: myosin regulatory light chain 2, smooth muscle minor isoform
Exons: 4
Coding region: 163-681 (172 amino acids)
Molecular function (GO): calcium ion binding
Source: RefSeq, a predicted model, not a curated record